This is a messenger RNA of Myxocyprinus asiaticus (Chinese sucker), 7749 nucleotides long. Its product is annotated as ankyrin repeat domain-containing protein 13B-like. Gene Ontology annotation, cellular component: cytoplasm. Bases 89 to 2164 code for a protein of 691 amino acids. Lineage: Eukaryota; Metazoa; Chordata; Actinopteri; Cypriniformes; Catostomidae. The record is from RefSeq and is a predicted model, not a curated record. Gene Ontology annotation, molecular function: protein binding. The transcript has 15 exons.
GGAGGAGGAGGAGAGUGGAGAACAGAACGAAGACCAUCCGUGCACAUGUGUUAGGUUUACAUUGCAUUUCAACAUAGACACCUACUGCAUGCCAAGUUACUAUGCAAAGGAGAUCCUGGAUGCGAAAAGGGAGAGAAAUCCCCUUAUCGGUGGUCUCAGCAAUACUAAUAUAGCACGCGCUAAAAUAACUGAUACCGCACAGAAGCAGGGAAACGGAAGGGUGGAGAGAGCCGCGAACUAUGCAGCGAGGAUGAUUUCUGCCAGAAAAACUCCGGAGAAGAGUCGCUAUCACAUUCAUUCUCUGGUGUGGCAUAAUAAACACUGGCAACUGGAGAAAGAGCUUUCGGAGUGUGAGCAGGUAGAUUUAGAAGUGUUGGACCCACGUGGUCGGACUCCUCUCCACCUGGCCGUGACGUUGGGCCACCUAGAUUGCGCCCGUCUGUUACUCCAGCAUGGAGCUGAUGUCAGCAAAGAAAACAGAAAUGGUUGGACAGUGUUGCAGGAAGCCAUCAGCACACGUGACCCAGAGUUGGUACGCCUGGUGCUGCGUUACCGUGACUACCAGCGCACCGCUAAGCGUCUGGCAGGGAUUCCGCGCCUACUGGAGAGACUCCGGCAGGCGCAAGACUUUUAUGUGGAGAUGAAAUGGGAGUUUACGAGCUGGGUUCCAUUAGUGUCUCGUAUCUGUCCGAGUGACACUUAUCGGGUUUGGAAAAGUGGUCAGUGCCUGCGCGUGGAUACGACGCUUAUGGGAUUUGAGCAAAUGACCUGGCAGAGAGGCAAUCGCAGCUUCAUAUUCAGGGGUGAAGACUCCAGUGCCAUGGUAAUGGAAGUGGAUCAUGACAGACAGCUGGUGUUUUGCGAGACGCUGCCAUGCCAGUCUUCCUCCACUUCCUCGCCCUCUUCCCCCUCUUCCAGUGUGUGCACUACCUCUUUGAACCUGUUAGGGGCACUACAGCCCAGCGACGAACAGGUGGCGGCCCGUCUAUCCGCUCCCGUGGUGGCCACACAGCUCGACACCAGGAACAUCUCCUUUGAGAGGAAUAAAACAGGCAUUCUUGGCUGGCGAAGUGAGAAAACUGAGGUGGUGAACGGGUAUGAAGCAAAGGUUUACUGUGCCUCUAACGUAGAGCUGAUCACACGAACACGCACUGACCAUCUCACUGACCAGCACAAAACAAAACAGAAAGGUGGUAAGACACCUCUGCAGUCCUUCCUGGGUAUCGCUGAGCAGCAUGUGGGCCAAAACAACGGACACACUCUGGUGACACAAAUAUCUUUCCCUGCAACAAACCCUUCUGCCCUGACGGCUGAGGAGUACUUUAACCCAAACCUGAGUCAGAGUCAAAGAGACAUCGGCCAGCCCAGUCACCUCACCACCAAAACACAAAGGUUCAAAGCUAAGCUUUGGCUGUGUGAAUCACACCCGUUAUCUUUGGCGGAGCAGGUGGCUCCUAUCAUCGACCUCAUGGCCAUCACCAAUGCCCUGUUUGCUAAGCUUAGGGACUUCAUCACAUUACGCCUGCCCCCUGGAUUCCCUGUCAAGAUAGAAAUUCCCAUCUAUCACAUCCUGAAUGCACGUAUAACCUUUGGGAACCUGAAUGGCUGUGAGGAGGGCGGUUUGCCUCGGGUGGAUGCUGAGGGGGACGGACAGAAGGACAGUCCCAGGACAGAGACCCCGUCUCCAGGCAGUGACUCUUCCAGCGUGUCCAGCUCUAGUUCCACAAACUCAUGUCGUGGAGGAGAGAUCCCACCAUGUGUGUUUGAAGCUCCACGGGGCUACAGCAUGUUAGGAGGAAACCAGAGGCAAAACAUGAGAGAAGAGGAAGAUGAUCUGUUACAGUACGCCAUACAGCAGAGUCUUAUAGAAGCUGGAUCAGAGUACGACCAGGUGACAAUCUGGGAGGCUUUGACCAACAGUAAGCCGGGAACACACACUCUGUCCUGUGACCCCAGCCGCCUCGAAAGAACGCCCCCACACAAACCCAGCCCCAUGGAGAGCCCUCACAGCACACCAACCAAUAAACCAUCACGCAGCUACAACGAGCAGCUGCGUCUAGCCAUGGUACUGUCCACCCAAGAGCAGGAAAAGGUGGAGCUUCGCCAGAGACGAGAUGAAGAGGAACUGCAGCGAAUCAUACAGCUGUCACUCAUGGAGAAGUGACACAACCUGGGACUAAUGUAAAACAAAUGGUGGGAGAGCAUGCCUGGGGAUAUGGAACCAGCAAGGACUGAUUGGCUGUUCUCAAAUGCCCCACCCUCUUCUUACAUUGAACUGGACAGAAGCGGACAGCAACUUCAGGCCAGUCUGGGUCAUUCAGAAUGUUGUCACUCUGCAAGUUUACAACCACAAACUACUAAACUCAUGGCAAUCCUCUAAACGAUCAGGACCAGUUUGGAGCAUGAGGCCAUUCUUCAAAUGUGUGUUUGUGCAUUUAUGUCAGAAAAAGGUUUGUCAGGCUCACUGAGGAAACUACAGGGAAAUUUUUAUUUUUGUCACUUUUUAAUUUUACAUUAUGGAAGCAAAGCGUUUUGGUUUUUAAGGGACAAAGAUCUCUGCACUUGAAGAACAUGUAAGGGCACUUCCACAUUUGGGUCGCAGCAUAUAUAUAUAUAUAUAUAUAUAUAUAUAUAUAUAUAUAUACACUAUAUUGCCAAAAGUAUUCGCUCAUCUGCCUUUAGACGCAUAUGAACUUAAGUGACAUCCCAUUCUUAAUCCAUAGGGUUUAAUAUGACGUCGGCCCACCCUUUGCAGCUAUAACAGCUUCAACUCAUCUGGGAAGGCUUUCCACAAGGUUUAGGAGUGUGUUUAUGGGAAUUUUUGACCAUUCUUCCAGAAGCGCAUUUGUGAGGUCAGACACUGCUGUUGGACGAGAAGGCCUGGCUCGCAGUCUUCGCUCUAAUUCAUCCCAAAGGUGCUCUAUCGGGUUGAGGUCAGGACUCUGUGCAGGCCAGUCAAGUUCUUCCACACCAAACUCGCUCAUCCAUGUAUUUAUGGACCUUGCUUUGUGCACUGGUGCGCAGUCAUGUUGGAACAGGAAGGGGCCAUCCCCAAACUGUUCCCACAAAGUUGGGAGCAUGGAAUUGUCCAAAAUCUCUUGGUAUGCUGAAGCAUUCAGAGUUCCUUUCACUGGAACUAAGGGGCCAAGCCCAGCUCCUGAAAAACAACCCCACACCAUAAUCCCCCCUCCACCAAACUUCACAGUUGGCACAAUGCAGUCAGACAAGUACCGUUCUCCUGGCAACCGCCAAACCCAGACUCGUCCAUCAGAUUGCCAGAUGGAGAAGCGUGAUUCGUCACUCCAGAGAACGCGUCUCCACUGCUCUAGAGUCCAGUGGCGGCGUGCUUUACACCACUGCAUCCGACGCUUUGCAUUGCACUUGGUGAUGUAUGGCUUGGAUGCAGCUGCUCGGCCAUGGAAACCCAUUCCAUGAAGCUCUCUACGCACUGUUCUUGAGCUAAUCUGAAGGCCACAUGAACUUUGGAGGUCUGUAGCGAUUGACUCUGCAGAAAGUUGGCGACCUCUGCGCACUAUGCGCCUCAGCAUCCGCUGACCCCGCUCUGUCAUUUUACAUGGCCUACCACUUCGUGGCUGAGUUGCUGUCAUUCCCAAUCGCUUCCACUUUGUUAUAAUACCACUGACAGUUGACUGUGGAAUAUUUAGUAGUGAGGAAAUUUCACGACUGGACUUGUUGCACAGGUGACAUCCUAUCACAGUACGACGCUGGAAUUCACUGAGCUCCUGAGAGCGGCCCAUUCUUUCACAAAUGUUUGUAGAAGCAGUCUGCAUGCCUAGGUGCUUCAUUUUAUACACCUGUGGCCAUGGAAGUGAUUGGAACACCUGAAUUCAAUUAUUUGGAUGGGUGAGCGAAUACUUUUGGCAAUAUAGUGUAUUUGUUUCUAGCCAGAUUGAUCAUUCGACCAGUGGAGAAAUGAUUGUAUUGGUACAACUGACAGGUAAUAAUAAGAACACUGAAUUAAAAAAAUGCCAUUUAAGGUACACAUCAUUUGUGACUAAAUGAUUCUAUUGAAUCUGAAUCAGAUCCUCAUUGCAAUACUCAUAAUUUGUGUUCUAAAUGCAAUUCUCAGCAAAACUUAUAAUUCACAUACAAUGCAGUGUGUGUGCUCUACUUAAAAUGGUGCCAAGUUAAUCUUUAUUAUCGACUCUUGGAUACGUUAAUCAGUGAACUUGUCUUGACAAGCAUUCAUCAGUCUGUUCAAUAACUCAACAAACAAACAAGUCAUCCUUCUGUUUAAGAUUCUUUCAGUGCUUCCUUCAACAUUACCAUUAGAGCUCAUUGUCCCGAACAGAUUGGUUUCAUGACUGAAACACCUGGGGUAGCUAAUCAAAAAUGUAAUUGUGCUUUCAUAAGGAGUGCCAGUUCUAGAAUAAAACAUCAGAUGAGGAAUCACUCGUAGAGAGAUAAUGCCAUGAGCUAAGACAAAAAAGGGCCUUUUUAUAGGGGGAUCUAAAAAUAGAUGUUUCUCUCGAGUCAGAUUUAGUCUGGGCGUGAGUGACGUGCCCUCAGGGUUUGAGGUAUCAGGUGAAACUGAAAAACUAUUUAGGAAACGGCUAUACUUCACUUCGGAAAAGCACUGACGUAAAAGCACAAGGCAUUAAAGAGAUCGUUCACAUAUGAAUUAGAAUUCUGUCAUCAUUUACUGCCCCCCAUGUUGUUCCAAAUCUGUAUGACUUACUUUCAUCACAAAAGGAGAUGUUAGGCAGAAUGUUAGUUUCAGUCACCAUUUACUUUCACUGCAUCUUUUUUCCAUAUAAUGAAAGUGAAUGGUGACUGAAGCUAACGUUGUACCUAAAAUCUUUUGUGUUCCUCAAAUAAAAGAAAGUCAGAUGGGUUUUUGGACAACAUAAGGGGGGGGGUACUUUUCUACAAAAUGUAAAUUUUUGGGUGAACCAUCUCUUUAGCGGCCAUGAUGUUUUCAAAGGAAAAGUUAAUAAAAGUCUGUCCAGUGGUUUAGCUCCUAGUAAACAAAUAUGUACAUUUGAUUUUAGAGAGAAUUAAUUGUGCGACUUGUGAAUGCCAGGGUUCAGACAUUAAGGGAUGCUUGAUAUGAAUCAAUGUUUUAGGGUAACAUAUUAUAAGAGCAUUAUUUACAUUUAACAAUUUUUUAUAUAUGGACCUGAUUUGGUUGGCGCUGUGGUUUGUGUGGAGUGCUGCUGUAGUGUUUGUAUUUGACUGAAUUAUAUUGUUCACAUUUGUAACUUAAAGGCAUUCUGAAUAAAGGAUAAGAAAUAUAACAUGAACACAAGUUUCAGGUGUUGUGAAUGUGUCAUUACAUUUAAAGGAAUAUUUCACCCCGUAAUGAAAAUGGUCAUUUCCUCACCCUCAUGUUGUUCCAUACCUGUUUCCUUAUUCAUUGGAACACAAAAUGUGAAUUUCUGAAGAAUAGGUGACUAAUCUUUUCCAUAUAAUGAAGGUGAAUGAGGACUAGGGCUGUCAAUUAGGCAUUGCCCCCCUAGAUUUUUCUUGUGCCCUCCCAGUCGGAUGGUGAAACGACCAAGGGGGACCUACACAGUCAGACAAAGAAGGAACCUAUUUCCCACCCUAAAGGUCAAAAUGGCUGUUGUGAAAGUCGUACAAAUUCAUCCCGAGUGCAGUCGUACGAUAUCAUACGAAUUAGCCAAAUUUAGAAAUGAGUCAAAUGAGCCCUUACGAUUUUGCUGUGAGAGUGUGUAGGUUUAAGCACCUUCAUUCCUACGAUUAUUUUUGUAUGUUUUAAGCAUAACUGCGCCUUUUCCAGAAUGAAUCCGCAGUCUGACAGCUUUGACUGUGUGAUGAGCCAACCUCAAUGAAUAUUAUUCAUACGUGUCAGUCUAGACAAGUAUUGUGAGAAGAAUAUUCUAACAUAAUAGUUCACAUGAAAAUUAACUUUUUAUUUUAUUGUAUUUUUUUUCAUGAAUUUUGGACUACAUUUAAAGAAAUGUUGAGUUCAUAGGUCUAUACAAUACAAGCACAAUCUACAGCAUUCAUGGCAUAAUGUUGAUUACAAAAUUUUUUAAUUUGACCUGUCUUUCACUUAUAAAAUAAAAAAUGGGUUCCAGUAAGGCACUUAGAAUGGAAGUGAAUGGGACCUAUCCGUAAACAUUGACACACUCACCAUUUUAAAAAGUAUAGCCCGAAGAUGUAAAAAAUAUGUGUUGUUAACACGAUUUUAGUGUGAUAAAAUUGCUUACUAACCCUUUCUUUGGAAAGUUAUAAUCAAUUUAACAACUUUGUUGCCAUGACAACAUAACAUAUUAAACCCUAAAACUACUGGAGUCGAAAGGAUUCCUUUAUUGUUGUUUUUAUCUGCUUUUUGGAGAUUCAACUACCAUUCACUUGCAUUGAAAUGACCUACAGAGCUGAAAUAUUCUUCUAAAAAUCUUUGUAUUUUGCAGAAGAAAGUCAUACACAUCUGGGGUGGCAUGAGGGUGAGUAAAUGAUAAGAGAAUUUUCAUUUUUGAGUGAACAAAUCCUUUAAGGUAAGUGAUUUUUUUAAACUACUUGCUUCACAUUUCUGCCUUUAAACCCUCAAAAAUUGUCCCCAUUCAAUUCUAUUGUAAGUGCCUCACUGUAACCUCGAUAUUUGCUUUUUUUUUUUUUUUUUUUUUUGUAAAGAAAAUGAGGGAUGAGUCGAAAUAUUUUUGGUGGUAAUCAGCAUUAUGCCACAAAUGCUGUCGAUUGAGCUUAACUUGUAUUGAACCCGGAAUAUUCCUUUAACAGUCUCUCACCAUUUUUAUUUUUUUUUAAAUAGUAAAGCAUUAAGGGUGUGCUUCGCUAAAAACAAGGAAAAAUGUAAAAAAGUAGCAAUAAAAUAGCUAUUAACUCAGCCUUUUGUAAAAUUAUUUUAGAACAUUUGAAGUUGUAUUCCUGCAGUAUGCAUCAUUACUUCAGUCCCUAAAACUUAGCCUGGUUUAAACAUUCCAAUCUAGAUUUGACAACUUUAUUUACAGUGCUGAAACGAAUAAUACAUUUUAAAUGGAUGUGUUUUAAUCUCAAUUAAAGUGAAAAUGCAGUGAACAAGGCAAAGGCAACACUUCAGGAAAGCAUUACAUUAUAUUGCAGUACUGCUCUUUGCCACAUAGCGGCGCUGUUGUUCAACCGACGCAAAUCACGACUGUAGAGAGCAGCUCCCUCUGAAUGAUAAUUCCUCUCGAAAGUUGCAUGCUCUUUGUAAUAAUGUGCCAAUCCUAAGGAUUGAUUAUAUUUUUAAUGCAUCAACCUGUCCACAGAAUGAUUGACUCUGCCAAAAGAAAUGAAAUAAAAUAGUGCAGUUUUAUUACUUUAUAAUCACAGAUAAAGCACAGGAUAAAAAAGUUGAUAUCAAGUUUACCUUGGUUUCAAAGAGAAUCAUGACUCCACAUGCUGUCAGACAUACAUUAAACUCUACCAUUCAAGCCAGUGCAAAAAACUUCUACAUAAAAAUUAUAUUUAAAAAAAUAAUAAAAUAAAACCUUUAAAAAAGAAAAACAAGAGUGUAAAGUGCAUGUUUUAAGAAACAACCCCCUUGUUUUGAGUUUCUACCGGAAAGAUUCUGAACACAAAUCGACAUAUUUUUGCUCUCACGUGCCCUCAUUCAUAGCUACAAUAGCAUACAUCAUCAAAAAUUUAGCUUAGACUUCGCUUAACGAAACUUAAGUGGUUGCAGUCUGAGACAGUUCUUCAUGCCAACAAAUGCGGCAUUUGAAAGUUCAGUAAUCGUCACAUGGUGUUGUACAAAACAGUGACUGUCUUUUUCUUGUCCAUUGC